Messenger RNA from Dracunculus medinensis (Guinea worm), 1686 nucleotides. The record is from the annotation of a GenBank genome assembly. Lineage: Eukaryota; Metazoa; Nematoda; Chromadorea; Rhabditida; Dracunculidae.
AUGCGGUCGAAGCUUACUCGGACAGAGCUUAUUAAACCUGUAUCUUCCUCAGUUUGCUACUGUGAUGGGAAACGUGAAUUGGGUUCAUUGGAAUUAUUUUGCGCUAUUUGUCGUAAAUGCUAUGGACUUUCUUUUAUGGUUUGUUAUGUAUUUAACUGUGGUGAUUGUAGUCCAACAAAAUCGGAAACAUGGACCCCAAAACAAGCGAAUUUUGUUCACAUGUGCGUCACGGUGCUUGCAAAUUUGACUUAUAAUGUAAUAAAAGAUAAAGAAGAUGCUAUAAGAGAUGGAGUGUUGGUGAAUCCAAUUUUUUUUAAUAUCGAGUCAGAGAUUAUACCAUAUUUUAAUGCCCAGUGGGAAAAUUUAACUUCAAUGACGAGAAGAGUGAAAAAUACUUGGCAUCAAACUCUCUUGAGAGCUCUAACGAAGGAAACUGAUCUGUUUGAAACAUCCGAAGAUGGACAAUCAUUCGCACUUAGAGAAAGGGAUUUGCUCUCUAUUGGGCCAGCCCACGAGCCAUUGAAACAGAUUGGUAAAAGCAAAGGAAGUGGAAAUAUAUCGCAUCGUGAAUGCAAAGAUCAAGAAAGAAUUGAUGAAUCAAGCGAUGGUCCAAAAACACGAGGCUCGAAACGCCGCAAUGCGGAAGGUGGUUUAAAUGCAUUGAAAAAAGCAAAAUACACGGCAGAUUAUGCCUCAACACGUAUAUCUGGUAUGGCUGUUCCUAUCGAUUUUCCAUUCAAUCGUGAAGGCUACCGAUACUAUUUAGUUGAAAAAGAUAUGAGCGUGCCAAAUAGAGAGGUAUUCGAACAAGAAGAUAUAUACGGCAAGCCAAUUCCCGCUCAUACUUAUCGAAUUACGACACAUCCAACUGUAACACUGUCACCAAAUGAUCGAGCUUUUCAACUAAAAUUAUCUGAUGAUCGACUUUCUGUUACUGGUUUUGAAGGAUACUGCGUAGCUCGAGCAACACAUCACAUUUCUCAUGGUACAUACUACUAUGAAGUCGUUUUCGUUUCGCAGCCUCCAGGUUCCCAUGUUAGAAUUGGUUGGAGCCAAGCUGUAGCGCCUGUUCAAGCCUGUCUCGGUUAUAAUCAGUUUUCUUAUUCGUGGCGAAGUUUAAAAGGGACAGUGUUUCAUCAAGCAAAGGGAAAGCAUUAUGCAAGUGGUGGUUUUAAAGAAGGUGAUGUGCUUGGUUGUUUAAUAUCACUUCCUUCUUGUCCAUCUGAUCCAAAUUAUGAUUGCAUGUCUGUUAAUUCUUUACCUCAGUCGUCUUCUUAUUUGUUCCCUUCGCACAAAGAUCUACCUCUUAUUAACUUUAAACACAACUAUUUUUAUGAAGAGAAAGAUGAAAUACAAAAUUUAAUUAAGGAUCUUAAAGUGGCAUCGGGGAGUUAUAUGGAUUUCUUGAUUCGUUUGCAGAUUGAGUUUUUUCUUAACGGUAUCAGCUGUGGUAUAGCAUUCCGCGAUAUUUAUGCUGGCUUCUAUUUUCCUGCUGUUUCACUGUUUCAAUCUGCAACUGUCAAAUGUAAUUUUGGUCCAGAUUUUUAUUUUUCGCUACCAGAUGGCGCCAAAGCAAUGUGUGAACGAGUUGAAGAAAUGCAAAUCGAACAAACUAUUUCUGAUGUUCUCUUCUUAGUAGAAAAUGAAAAACGUUUAGCCGAAGAAGCCAGAAAUUAUCGUUCUUAG